This is a messenger RNA of Penicillium argentinense, 1329 nucleotides long. RefSeq names its product MCT family MFS transporter. Lineage: Eukaryota; Fungi; Ascomycota; Eurotiomycetes; Eurotiales; Aspergillaceae. Gene Ontology annotation, cellular component: fungal-type vacuole membrane. Gene Ontology annotation, molecular function: transmembrane transporter activity. The record is from RefSeq and is a predicted model, not a curated record. Gene Ontology annotation, biological process: transmembrane transport. Bases 1 to 1329 code for a protein of 442 amino acids. The transcript is spliced from 2 exons.
AUGCGUCGAUCGGCGGUACCUGGACCCAAGACAAUAUCAGUGCAGCAGCCCAUCGGCGACAAACCAGGAGAGCCGGAGCAGCAGACAGGCUCACAAGAUGAUAACGAAGACGAUAAACAUGAGUUUCCAGAGAACAGUCACGAAGCUUGGCUCUGCUUAUUGGGUUCUUUUUUGAUGAUGUUCCCGUCCUUUGGAUUCCAAACUGCUGUGGGAUCUGUUCAGGACUAUAUCAGCACCAACCAGCUUUCUGAAUACAGUGUUAGCGAUGUGGGGUGGAUAACUGCCGUGCUUGUGUUCUUGACACUCUUCUUGGGCGUCCAGGUCGGUCCACUGUUUGAUCGUUACGGAUCAAGGGUGUUGAUAGUAUGUGGAAGCCUAGCCAACUUUCUCUGCUACAUCAUUCUGGCCCAAUGCUCUAAAUACUGGCACUUUAUGCUCUGCCUGGGGGUCCUUGGCGGUAUAUCGUCUGCUGUUAUCACCACAGUCUCUAUCGCAGUCCUAAGUCAUUGGUUUCAUCGACGCCGGGGUCUUGCAUCAGGAAUCUGUAUGGCAGGCUCAUCUAUGGGUGGAGCUGUGAUUCCACUGAUGCUUCGGAAACUUCUGCAAAAAUAUGGCUGGCUAUGGUCCAUCCGGAUUGUUGCGUUCAUGGCCCUCGGAUGCUACAUACUCGGCGUAGUUCUCGUGAAGGAACGUCUGCCCAUUAAGAAAACGACUCGAGCAACGAUCGAUAUAAAAGCAUUUUUCUCACCACGUCUUUGCUUCCUUGCGGUCGCCGUUUUCUCCUUCGAGUUCAUUAUUUUUGGCUGCGCUGCCCUGCUCCCCACGUAUGUGCGGUACGCAGGUAUGUCAGAAGACGUCCAAUUCUACUCCCUGACGCUUCUCAAUAGUAUGAGUCUGUUUGGAAGGGUUAUCCCAGGGUUUGCAGCCGACCAGCUAGGAAGAUUCAACACUCUUCUGUCCAUGGUAUGUGCUACGCUGAUCGUUAUGGCGGCUGUGUGGCUCCCAUAUGGAUCUCAUGAUGAGGUCACACUCUAUGUUGUUGUCGCUAUCUUUGGCUUUGGCUCAGGUGGAUGGUUGUCCCUAGCACCAGUAUGUGCUGGGCAGCUAUGCCGAACUGAAGACUACGGAAGAUUCUAUGGGACAAUAUACAGCGUUGCAUCAUUUGGAGUAUUGCUUACGGUUCCUGUCGGGGGAAAGUUAUUGCAGUCAACCACCCCAAAGGUCCUUAUUGGAUUUUACUCGGCAGUUUUGCUUGUUGGUAUGAUAAGCAUCACUUUGUCGCGUUGGGCGCUUUUGGAUUGGAAAUGGAGAUGGAUGAUCAAAAUCUGA